Lathyrus oleraceus (garden pea) is the source of this 723-nucleotide messenger RNA. RefSeq names its product protein bfr2-like. Bases 1 to 723 code for a protein of 240 amino acids. The record is from RefSeq and is a predicted model, not a curated record. NCBI's taxonomy places the organism in Eukaryota, Viridiplantae, Streptophyta, Magnoliopsida, Fabales, Fabaceae. The transcript has a single exon.
AUGUUUGAUUUAUUUUUUCACGGGGUCGUAGAUGGCACAAAGCAACCAAACAUCAAACAAGUAAUCGCAUUAAGCAGUAAUGGUCCUUCUUAUCACCUCACCAACACUCCCUCUUAUCACCCCACCAACACUCCCUCUUAUCAUCCAACAUCUCCCAAAGAUUUGACAAAAGAGUCUACAGAUGAAGCGGACAAGCCUAUUGAACAAAUGCAAAAUGAUCAUACCAGUGAUUCUGAGCAUGAGGAUGAAAAAGAGAAAAAUGCUCCUGUUGAGGGGGAAGUGUAUGAGGAGAUGCAGAAUGCUGACGACGUUGUCAAAGACAUAUCUGAAGAUGGCUCUCCAACAAUUGCAAACCCAGGCACUGAUGGUCCAGAUGACGAAGAAGAAGAGGAUCAUUCUAUGACCAAUAUUCACAUGGAUCAUGUUGAGGAUGAAGAUGAGGAACAAGAUAAUGAACCAGAGAAUGAGCAAAACAAAGACAUGCUCAAGACCAACCCAACUUCUGAUGCUGCCAAAAGGACCAUAGUGCCUUCGACUGAAAACAUUGUUACCCUCUCUCCAGAAGAGCUGGAAGCGUUGAAAAAGAGAAAUCCAAUGGAAUACCUGAAGGCCAUUAUCAGUGCAAGGGGUAGCUCGAUUGAGAAAGGCUUUAAUACUUCAACAGUGUCAGGUGGCCAAUCGACAAGCAAAUAUGGUGAUUAUUUGCCUUUUGGCUUUAUGUAA